GGGAGCGAGGGCAGGGGUGAGGCGGGCGAAGGGAGGCAGCGCGUAGCGAGACCCACGAAGCGAGACCCAGAAAGAGACUGUCGCGGGCAGGCGGUCCCUCCGCGCCCCCCCGUCCUUCGCCGCCCGGUGGGUCCCGCCCGCCCCCGCCCUCCGGGCCGCGCGUCCUCCGGCCCCGCCGCCCCCGGAGCGGAGGAUGAUGAAGCUCAAGUCCAACCAGACGCGCACCUACGACGGGGACGGCUACAAGAAGCGGGCGGCCUGCCUGUGCUUCCGCAGCGAGAGCGAGGAGGAGGUGCUGCUGGUGAGCAGUAGUCGCCAUCCAGACCGAUGGAUUGUCCCCGGGGGUGGCAUGGAGCCCGAGGAGGAGCCUGGCGUAGCCGCCGUGCGCGAGGUCUGUGAGGAGGCUGGAGUGAAAGGGACGUUAGGAAGAUUAGUGGGAAUUUUUGAGAACCGGGACAGGAAGCACAGGACUUAUGUUUACGUACUCAUCGUCACCGAAGUGUUGGAGGACUGGGAGGACUCUGUCAAUAUUGGAAGGAAAAGGGAAUGGUUUAAGAUAGAGGAUGCCAUAAAAGUUCUGCAGUAUCAUAAACCGGUGCAGGCCUCGUACUUUGAGACCUUGAGGCAAGGCUGUCUGGCCAACAACGGCACCCCGGUGAUGAGCACGCCGUACUCCGAGGGCUCCGUGUCCGACAUCAGAUGACUGACGAGGUCCCUGCCAGAGCAAUUCCCUAAAGCAGACUGAGACCUGGAUUUCCCUCCCCUCCCCGUUCCCAUGCCUCCUCCCUCACACCAGGCAUGGGGCAGAGCAAGUGUUCAGAGUGCUGCGAUUUAGUGCGAGGUGGGAUGAUUUUUUUUUUUCGUUGUUGUUGGCUUUUUUUGCUUUUUUUUUUUUUUUUUUUUUUUUUUUGGAUCUGUAUUUUGUAAAAUACAUUUUGUGCAUGAAGUGCCCCUUUCCCGGUACUCCGCUCCACGGCCUGGAGGCUGCCAGCCCCGCAUCUGCCUUGUGCUCUGAAGUGUCCCAAGUGUCCCCUUCGUGUCACCCCAGCCAAGCCACUUUUUUUUUUUUUUUUUUUUUUUUUUUAAUUAAAAGACUUCCAAUGUGAGAUCAGCUCUUCAAGUCUUAGUCUGUACUGUAAGGUGCUGCUCAGACCCGUGUGGGGAUUACUCGCAGCACAUCUGUAUAAACUUUUUUUUUAGAUGGAGGAUCUAACAUUUUAAUUUUGCGGGAGUAUUUUUUUUUUAAUCCUGGUCUGCUUCUGAAAAGAAGGGUUCAUAAUUAAUCUGUUUGCCUUUUGUUCUGUUUUUUAAAAACACACAUUCUGUGACAGUGCUAGUGGCUGGGCCAGUUUACUCCCCAACCAGUAUCUCCCGAUUUAGUGCAGUGACACUUGAAGUUGAGGGCAGAGUUCGGAUCACCUGCAGACAUCCCUGCAGACAUCCCCGCCGCUUUUCCGGCAGCUUCCACCGACGUUUCUGCAUUUCCAUCCGAGGGAAACCGCACGGAGCCGGUCUGGAGCCGCUGGCCAAAACCAAACGGCCUCAGCAGCGCUGCGACAGCGCCCGGUGGGAUCGGGGCUGCAGGGGGGCCAGAUGGACGGACAGACAAACUGCAGCGAGGCUCAGCAGCGCUGCCCCUGCUCCCGCUGCGUCCUGCUCGUGUCUCUCUUGUCCACAUGCCUUACGCCGUGCUGAACUGGACGCUUGGGGUUUGUGCCGAGCGCCGGACCGCGCUCGCCGAGGAGAGAAAUGGCGCGCGCGUCCCUGAAGAGAAAUCCCGGGGGGAAAAUUCAGGUGUUGAGUCUCUUGUCCUGUGGUUCUGCAGCACUUACGGUCGCACCGUGGAGCGUGCUUGAGGUGUGCCCUCCGUGAAAGGUACAGCUGCCUGCUGCAGGCGGCAUUCCCGGGGGAGCAGCGCAGCAGAGCUCCCCGUGCGCCGGCACACUUCACUUGGGGGUUUGUUGUUUUAUUGCUGUAAGUUUCAUGCUGUCUUGAUUUGCCAACAGUGUUGUCUAGUUGGGAAAUAAAACGGGAAG
Melozone crissalis (California towhee) is the source of this 2036-nucleotide messenger RNA. It is a transcript of the gene NUDT3, whose product is annotated as nudix hydrolase 3. The record is from RefSeq and is a predicted model, not a curated record. The transcript is spliced from 5 exons. Bases 194 to 703 code for a protein of 169 amino acids. Gene Ontology annotation, molecular function: diphosphoinositol-polyphosphate diphosphatase activity; bis(5'-adenosyl)-hexaphosphatase activity; bis(5'-adenosyl)-pentaphosphatase activity. Gene Ontology annotation, biological process: diphosphoinositol polyphosphate metabolic process; diadenosine hexaphosphate catabolic process; diadenosine pentaphosphate catabolic process. Lineage: Eukaryota; Metazoa; Chordata; Aves; Passeriformes; Passerellidae. Gene Ontology annotation, cellular component: cytoplasm; nucleus.